Molecule: messenger RNA, 3803 nt
Organism: Acanthaster planci (crown-of-thorns starfish)
Lineage: Eukaryota; Metazoa; Echinodermata; Asteroidea; Valvatida; Acanthasteridae
Product: suppressor of tumorigenicity 7 protein homolog
Molecular function (GO): protein binding
Source: RefSeq, a predicted model, not a curated record
CAACUCCGUCUCCGUCUAAGUUCGUCUCCAAAACCAAUCCCCGAUUGUUGACCUGAAGCGUUUAAAUUAAAGUACUGUAAUGUUUUACUCUUUUGCGUAUUUUUUGAUGUUCUGUGGUACUAUUAGACUUACUAUUGCGCUUAUAACUUCAAAGUUGGGUAGUGACAAAAAAGUUGAAGCUUGAGAUGGAUCCGAAGUCGAGUAUUGGAAAACGGCCGAAAUAUGGGACGCGAGACGGAUAUAGUACGAUACCCAACCGAAUUUCCAUAAAAGCAGCAUGCAGAGAAGUUAGGUACCAGUGCACUUUAGGGGCAAAUGUAACAUGGCGGGUGAGGGAAGUUCUACAACUGCUUCGCGAUCGGAGAAAUUGAAGGGUGUUCUGAAUUGGAUUUGGACCUACUUGUUGGCGAUUUGGUUCUUCUUGGUUGUGUUUCUCAUCUACUUUUUCCGGACUCCGUUGAAGCUCACUGAGAAUAUGAAUUUAGUGGCUAUGUUUCUCAACACUUUGACUCCAAAGUUUUAUGUGGCUUUGACGGGAACCUCCUCACUUAUUUCGGGACUCAUCUUGAUCUUUGAGUGGUGGUACUUCCGCAAGUAUGGCACGUCGUUCAUCGAGCAGGUCUCCUUGAACCACCUGUCGCCCUGGCUAGGAGGAUCGGACAACAGCGGGAAUGGUAAUACCAAUCAGCAGUCUCCGCCAGAAUGCAAGACUUGGCGAAAUCCCCUGAAUUUAUUUCGGGGUUCGGAAUAUAACCGCUACACUUGGGUCACAGGGAAAGAUCCACUGACGUACUACGAUAUGAACCAAUCGGCACAGGAUCACCAGACGUUAUUUACCUGCGAUUCGGAUUCCAAGAGGCCAGCGGACGAAGUGAUGCUUCGAGCUUGGCGAGAGCGAAACCCACAGAACCGAAUCAAAGCAGCCCACGAAGCCCUGGAGAAAUCCCCGGAGUAAGUGUCUGUGACCAGCAAGCUGCUUGUUGUAAUGCCAGCCCUUCCCUCUGACGGUGUGGGUCGGUUUGUUUACCCUCCAAAAUUUUUGUGCAGCUGCUUGAUUCUCCUGGCGGAGGAGGAGUGCACGACAAUAGCUGAGGCCGAGCGACUGUUUCGACAGGCGCUCAAAUCAGCUGACUGUAACUUCAAGCGCAGUCAACAACUGCAGCACCACAGCCCUACGCACGAGAAAAUACACCGGAGAGAUUUGAACAUCUUAGUCUACAACAAGCGUCGUCUUGCAAUGUGUAUGCGCAAGCUUGGUCGCACAAAAGAAGCGGUCAAGAUAAUGCGUGAUCUUAUCAAAGAGUUCCCGGUCGUAAGCAUGUUCCAAAUCCACGAGAACCUGAUUGAGGCUCUCCUGGAGAUGCAGUACUAUGCAGACGUGCAGGCACUGCUGGCCAAGUAUGAUGACAUCAGCUUGCCCAAGUCUGCCACCAUCUGCUACACGGCCGCCUUGCUCAAGGCCAGGGCGGUCUGUGACAAAUUUUCUCCUGAGGUUGCUUCCAAGCGGGGCCUAACCACAGCUGAAAUGAAUGCCGUUGAAGCCAUUCACAGAGCCGUGGAGUUCAACCCCCAUGUACCAAAGUAUCUGCUGGAGCUCAAGAGCUUCAUCCUGCCUCCGGAGCACAUCCUGAAGCGGGGAGACAGCGAGGCCAUUGCCUACACCUUCUUCCACCUCCCCCACUGGAAGCGGGUGGACGGCGCCCUGCAGCUGCUCCACUGCACGUGGGAGGGCACGUUCCGGAUGAUCCCCAGCCCGCUGGAGAAGGGCCACCUGUUCUACCCUUACCCCAGCUGCACGGAAAGCGUCGACAGGGAGCUCCUACCCUCCUUCCACGAGGUGUCAGUCUACCCAAAGAAAGAACUCCCCUUCUUCAUCCUGUUCACAGCCGGCCUCUGCACGUUCACCGCGCUGCUGGCCCUGCUAACUCACCAGUUUCCUGAACCGAUGGGAGUUAUCGCUAAAGCGUUCCUGUCUUCACUGUCGGCUCCUUUCAGCUUCCUGCUGGAGAAGAUUGAGAGUAUUGUGCCUGCAAGCCUCUGGCAGCAGCUCACACGCCUUUAGCCAAUCAGCUACCAAAGUGCUCGUCAUGUGACUUAACAAACAGCCAAUCAGUUGGUUGGAAGCUGCGUCACAUGGCUCGUUUCUAGUGUCAGGUGAUGAGAUUCAGAGAGGUCCCUCUCACCAGGUUAACACAACUUGUUGUCUUCUAAACAACGUUAAAGUAAAAAACAAAAGUCACCCUAUUGAGGUAUAUUUAUGGUAGUAAUUGUUUGUGUUCUUUGGUCACAAAAUUGGUUCUUGCUGUAAAAACUUUACAGUGAACUGUUCGUAAAAUUGUGGCUAUGGAUUAGAGUUUUUGCUGGAUAGUGUUUAUCCGAGGACAUUUGCUUGGCAAUUUCAUAAAUUCCCAGGUCAAAACGUGGCUUUUUUUCCAAAAUAGAGAAAUCAAAAGAGCACCUUUUGCAACAUGGCAUUUAGGUUUUUAUUUAUUUCAUGUGUUUUUUUAAUGGAACAGACACUGAAAUACAUUUCUGUGGGGAAAAAGGUCUGGUCUUAACAAUUCAACAGUAAGAAAUUCUUGCCCCAUUUUUGUCUGAGAUUUAAUUCAGAAUUUGAAGAUCUUUGAAGUUUUACCAUCACAGCUAUAUGUGCAGCAUGCAUCCAAAAACAUCCACAAGCGUCUAAUUAAUAUUUUGUUUAAGAACCAGCAAAAUGUUCAACAUGUUCCUUUUUCAGUGUAAAGUCAUUUUGGUUCAAUAUCAGAUAUAAUUGGUGCUUUGAUAAUAAUCCUUCCAUUUUCUUCCAAGGAUCUUGUUUUUUUCCUUUCCUGUUGUCGUGUUUUCUGGUCUUUGCCUGCACAACUUCUCAUCAGCCCCACUCACCCUGUAAUCACCAUGGCCAAAACUUAGGUCCUCAUUUGUUUACUGAUCCAAAACAGUACAAAGUUAGAUCACCUCACUUACAAAGUGGGCUUACGUCUCUGGAUACAGUGCUCAACAUGAAUGCUUCCAGUUUUUUGAUUUGGUAAAAACUUCUGUGGUUCCUCUACACCGUUUUGUUUGACCCGACAAUUUACUGGAAUCUUGGCAAAACUCUGCCUCUAUUGUUCUGUUAAAAAAAAGCCCCAGCAUGAAAUGUUGCCAGAGCUUUGUUGACCAAAACAUCUACCGUGGCCCCCCAUGUCCAUUUCUGAGCUUGAUGCCGAUCCCAUCAAUUCCUGAAAUUAAUCCCUUCGUACUGAGCCUAAAUUUGUCAGGUUUGUCACAGAACCAGUUUUCAGACUGAUGUUUUCCUUGUCCAGAAUGGCAAACUUGGCCAUAGUGAAUCGAUCUGUUUGUCAACUGAUGAAAAAAAUGUCGGGGAAUUGUUCGGGCUUUACGUUUUAGAAAGCAUAAAAGCGAUUCACAUUAUUUUCUGUUGCAUUUCUCACAAACAAGAAUUUCUCAUUACAUUAGAACGAAAAUGAUGAAAGUUUAUGUAAUCAGUGUUUGCAUCAGGAAAAGAUGUGUUGAGCGUUAUUCCCAGGUUUAUGCGUAUUUGAAAUUAAACUCGUUUUUCUCCAAGGAACAUGCUACAGGGUAAAGUUACUUCUCUCAUUUUAUGACUUGAUUCGCAAGGAUAACCGUUAGAUUCCCCAGUUCUGGCCUCUUCUCAUUAAUUAGUUUGCCUAGCAAUGAUAUGAAAAUAUCUUAAAUUAAGGCAAUGAGAUGUUGUCAGUUUUAAAAAAAGUUGUUUCAACCUUGCUUGCUGCGGAUGUUAUUACCGAGAAAAUGAAAUAAACGUGUACAGCAAAUGUCAACAA